AUGAUAACACAAGAUGCUAGCAGCGCGUACGAUCCGGAUCCAAAUUUCGAUGACAGAUGGAGUGACGACAGUUCUACCUCAAGUGAUGAGGGCGGCACGUUGAGCUUGGCUCACGAGACGGAAACGAGGCUUGAUAUGAUAAAAAGCUGGAUAAAAGCAUGUGACGAGAACCACGGCUUACAGUGUUGCACACCAAAAGCCGACGCAAGCAUAUGGCCUAUGUGGGUCAUCGACGUCGUGGACGAAUGCAUAGUUGAAGGUGACAUUGCCGACCGUUAUCUUACACUGAGCUAUGUGUGGGGUGGAGUGCAAACGUUGCAAGCGACCACUACAAACUUCGAGAAACUCAAACGGCCUGGAAGUCUCGGCAGGGACGAAGUGGUUCUGCCCAAGACAAUACGACAGGCUAUAGAUGUCACCAGGUUGCUUGGAGAACGAUACAUCUGGAUUGACCAGCUAUCGAUUCUUCAAGAUGACUGCGAACACAAGCAUUCUCAAAUCAAGCAUAUGGCCGAGAUCUAUGCAAAUUCGUACCUGACACUCGUUGCUGCCACGGGUGAUACAGCGGACUUUGGCCUGGUUGACGACAUCGAUCAGAUGUUGAACGAAACUCCCCAGAACAACGGUAUAAACGAUGAACUUUAUACAAGGAUGUUCUUGAAAAAUCGGAGUCCGUGGAACCGUCGAGGGUGGACUUUCCAAGAAAGUGUAUUUUCGCGGCGCAAUUUAUUCGUUCUUGACCUUGCAAUUGGGUAUGGCGAAGAUCCUGAAGCAUGUCCCAAGUCUUUAUAUUGGGUAUGCCAACAAACAUGGUGGUAUGAUUGGCACCCUGCCGCAGCAACAAAAUUACACAGAUCGCUCUACAAGCCUAUGGACCACCAAUCACUUAGCAUAAAGUACCAGGCAAGUUGGCCUGACUUCCGCCGUUACCUAGAACUUUGUCAGUCAUAUUCACCAAGACAUUUCACCUAUGAUUCCGAUGUCUUUCUAGCAUUUACAGGUGCCGCCACUCUACUUGAAAAGUCGUUCCUCGGUGGCAUACUAUACGGCCUUCCUGUACUGUUCUUUGAUAUCGCGCUCUUAUGGAGCCAUUUUGGGAUUGCAUCAAAAAGAAAGUGGGAUGCGACCCACGAUGAAAGCAGUCAACCUCCAAGUUGGUCCUGGAUGAGCUGGCACGGAGAACUGUUGAGUUUGUACUGGAAGUUUGCUUAUGAGGGAAUAGCGUACGAGAAGAGACCAUCAACGCUUGUCAUUACCCCACUUGUCCAAUGGUACUUCACCGGCGUGGGAGGCGCACAGAUCGCGAUCACGAAUGAAUAUCACAAGUACAAUCAUCUCGCACAAGACGACAAAAGUACACCCCCUGCCGGAUGGAGCCGGACUAAAUCCUCCUUAGGCAAUUCUGGUAUGCACGGAGAGAAUGUCUACUUCACACACAACGCCCCUGGGAUGAAAUUCCGUUUUCCGAUCCCACUCGUGGAUCCGUCAUACUCGGAAGUAACGAUGCCUGUGCCUGUUACGAAUCGAAUCACAUGUCAGACUGAGCGCGCCUUCUUCUACCUCGCAAAAUCAGAGCACCAAUACACUCCGAGACCUCGUUCGCUCGUCUUUGACGCUGUGGGUUCCUAUUCGGGUUUCAUAACCCUGCCUGGAGACUGGCAUACAUCAUAUUUCGAAACAGAAACAAGGAUUGAAUUGAUAGCGAUUUCGACGGGCAGUGUAGCGGGACAUGACCUCCGGUAUAAAUUUGAUGCUCCAGAGCAGUUUCACGAACUUGGCAGUAUAUGGAAAUUCUACAACGUCUUAUGGAUUGAUUGGACUGACGGUGUCGCCUACAGAAAAGCCGUUGGUCAAAUCACGAAAGCAAUAUGGGAAGCAGCUGAUCGGGAGCUCAUCGAUGUGGUACUUGGUUAA
This is a messenger RNA of Alternaria burnsii, 1914 nucleotides long. RefSeq lists its product as uncharacterized. The coding region runs from base 1 to 1914 and encodes 637 amino acids. Lineage: Eukaryota; Fungi; Ascomycota; Dothideomycetes; Pleosporales; Pleosporaceae. The transcript is spliced from 2 exons. The record is from RefSeq and is a predicted model, not a curated record.